AUGAUAUAUGAAGACGCUGAUGAAAAUAUGGCACGUAAUGCUGUAAGAGCAUUGCAACAAGAAAGAGAGCGAAAUGAUACAGCCAUUAGUAUACUUCAUGAAUUUGUUGAUUUUUUUAACCCAACUGUUAAAAUUCCAACUCGCAGAACAAUAAGUACUAAAAUUCUUGUUAAGUAUGCAGAAAAAUUAGAACAAACUAAAGUCUCUACUCUUUCUGAGUUACAAGAACCAGUUACAAUCAUGUUUGAUGGUUGGAAAAAUGUGCAUUGCCAGGAAAUUUUGGGAGCCAUUAUUCUUUCUACAACAAAUCAGCUAUACAUAUGGGAUGCUGAAGAUAUUAGCAAUCAAAGUCAAAAAACUCUCGAUGUAUUAAAUACAAUUCAUACCUUUUUUGAACAUGCUAGUAACCAGAAUCUUAAUAUAGUGGUCAUGAUUACUGAUAGUACAUCAGCAUAUGCUUCACCCAUAAAGGAUGCUAUUGAAAUUGUAUCAUAUUUUACAGAUCAACGACAUUCAAAGACAAUAUUAUUUAUUCAUGAUGAACAACAAAGGAUUUAUAAAACUAUAUACAGCUUUGUACUUCCAUCUUAUUCGAUCCUACAUCAAUACUCUUUCAAGCCAUCAGAUAAAUUCAAAACUGCUAUUAACAAUCCUCAAUUUUGGACAUACCUUGAUGAAUUACGUGAUGCAGCCAACUUUUUCAAUGUUACAUAUGAAUUUGGAUAUAUAGUACAACAAUAUGAAGAUGAAACUAAUGAAUUUAGUUUUAUGAUGAUGCAAAAACUUGAAAAAAGAUGGGCUGAUUGGGAACAACUUCUUCUUUUGCUAGUAGUUAUAUUUCACCCACAAUAUCAUCUUCAAGCUCUAUCUAAUACUAAUUUUUUCUCUCUUGAAAGAAUAACACAGUGGAUUGAAUAUUAUUAUGAAGUAUGGUUUAAUAUAAAACCAAAACAUGUCGCAUUAGAACUAACUGAAUAUUACAUGAAACGUGGUAUAUUUAGUGAUAAAAGAUUUAAAAAUACUCUUGAAGCCAUCUCUAAAGAAAAUAUGACAAUUAAUAAUGCAACUGGGUUCGUGUUAUUGCGAUACUGGGAGUUUGCAGCAAUCGAUCAAAAAGAAAUUGGUAAAAUUGCACUUCAUUUGUUUAGUAUUAAAGUUAAUUCUGCACCCUGUGAACACCUUUUUUCCAGAAUGGAAUGGUUUCAAAAUCAAAGAUGCAGCCACCCCAAGCUACCAACGAUCUUUAGAAUGACCCAAAUUACAGCUGAGAUGGCUUGGGAAGAACAUUUAAACAAUACUAAAAAAGUUCGCCAAAGUGUUGCUGCAAAUCAUAUUACUCAUUCAACCAAUAGUGAAACAAAUGAUCCAAGUACACUUAAUCCAAUAGUUGUUGAGAAUGAAAUGCCUAGUAAUGAUAAUUAUGAUAGUAAUGAUGUUUGUGAUGAUUAUAAUAGUGAUGAUAAUGCCAAUGAUGAAUAUGAAAUAUUAAGUGAUGAAACUAUUACUAGAGAAUGGGUUAAUGAAGAAAGUGAGAAACUUGAAGAAUUAAAUACGGUCUCUUCUGAUAUGCAUAAAUAUCAUCCAGCUAAGCACAAAGAUUCAAAGAUUGAACUUCAAUACCUCUUUACAUGUACUUUAUCAUAA
This is a messenger RNA of Cetraspora pellucida, 1644 nucleotides long. The record is from the annotation of a GenBank genome assembly. Lineage: Eukaryota; Fungi; Glomeromycota; Glomeromycetes; Diversisporales; Gigasporaceae.